AUGGGAGACGCAGGUGACGUCAAGCUCGAAUCGCCCAAGCUCGGGUCACCCUCCCAGGGUUACACACAGAUGGGUCCCCCGGCGUAUGCUGCAUCGACGACAUCAACUACUUCUCCCCCUCGUGUCCAUCUGGACGAUUUACUCGUUGAGAGCCCCCACCAGACGACGUCGUCGCUAUUCGGAAACUUGUUCGCAUGUUUCGCCAGGUCUGGCCCGUCCGCUAUCGAGAUGCGGAGCACGAUCCACGGUCUCCUCCGCGAUGUCGUGCAACGCGGCCCCGGCAUAGAGACCAUGUCUGUCGCCGAGGCGGCACGCAUCAUCGAUAGCUGUGACGCCGCCUGCGCCGGUCAGGGCAUGGACCUCCCCACCCUCCUUCGCGCGCGCAUGGUGGAAGGCCACACACUCGUAUAUUGGGCCAUCCUUGCCGAGAACGAACCCGUCGCCAAGCUGCUUCUCGAGCACACUGCGCCCUGGUCCGACAAGGGCGCAUUCGCGGACGAUGUGCGUGCCGCGUGUGCCGCCGCCUCAAACGAUACCCUUUGGCGCCGUCUACGCUCGCAAUUCCCGAUACUUGAGACACCGGCGAGCCCGGUAGAGACCGUUGUUCUCGCUGGCGAGCGUGACAAGAUUGCGGUCACAACUUCGAGAGCAGCUUUCAAGGUGGACAUGCACCUGCCAUACUUCCAGCGGCGCAUGCGCGCUAUGGGUCGCGUCUCAGUAGACCUCAUCGCGCAAGCUCGCAUCUUCCGCAUAUCCUUCAUUGCCAACACCACGCCCGACGGCGCCAUCGUGGAUCGAAGCUUCUCGGCCAGCGCUUGGCUCGUAUCCUUCGGCCUGCAGGGAAACAGCACUCCGACACCAUUGUAUGCUCGCGUGACUAUCCAGCACCGCGAUGCCACCUCCACCGCCGACAACGGCGCAGACUCAACACGCGCGCUCAUUGUUGAUGUCGAGAAGAAGGCACUCUCCGGACCUUCGUUCUGGGGAUCUGGAGAGAAGCGUGUCCCUCUCCUCGACAACGUCCUGCAAGACGACGAUUCGCCCUACAUCGAUGGCAAGGGCAUGUUGAUUGCGAACGUCGAAGUGCACUUGGAGCCUCCACUCAAUUGA
Peniophora sp. CBMAI 1063 is the source of this 1110-nucleotide messenger RNA. Lineage: Eukaryota; Fungi; Basidiomycota; Agaricomycetes; Russulales; Peniophoraceae. The record is from the annotation of a GenBank genome assembly.